Priapulus caudatus is the source of this 1773-nucleotide messenger RNA. RefSeq names its product UDP-galactose translocator-like. Gene Ontology annotation, cellular component: Golgi membrane. Gene Ontology annotation, biological process: pyrimidine nucleotide-sugar transmembrane transport. Lineage: Eukaryota; Metazoa; Priapulida; Priapulimorpha; Priapulimorphida; Priapulidae. The record is from RefSeq and is a predicted model, not a curated record. Gene Ontology annotation, molecular function: UDP-galactose transmembrane transporter activity. The transcript has 6 exons. Bases 264 to 1307 code for a protein of 347 amino acids.
ACGGUGAAAUUAUGACGCUAUAGAUGUCGGAAAUUCCAAUCCGUUCGGAUUCGCGAUACUGCAUCUUUAUUGAUGUAACGACGGCUGCGCGCGUGCGUGCGUGCGUGUGUGCGUGCGGGUAUGCGUGUGUACGAGCGUUGUUUAUGCACCUACUAGGGAAGACGACGGUUAUCAUUGGACAAUUGAACACACCCCGAUAACAGGCUCGGUCCUGUAACGAACACAGAACCCGGUGCUGGUUGGUUUUCUACUUUCUGUGUGCGAUGACGUUCUCAACUGGAGAUUCCAGCAUGGGCCAGCAGGUAGCGCUGAAGUACGCCAGUCUCGUGCUGCUGGUGAUGCAGAACGCUGUGCUGAUUCUGAUCUUGCGCUACGCCCGCACGCAGCCCGGUGACAUGUACCUCGCUACGUCUGCCGUCGUCGUGUGCGAGGUGUUGAAGCUCGCCGCGUGCCUCGCGAUUCUGCUCGUGCAGCAGCGCGGCGUGCGGCCGUGGCUGCGCCUGCUGCACACGCACGUCGUCGCCGACCCCGUCGACACGGUCAAGGUCGCCGUGCCGUCCUUCAUCUACACGCUGCAGAACAACCUGCUCUACGUCGCCAUCAGCAAUCUCGACGCGGCCACCUACCAGGUGUCGUACCAGCUGAAGAUUUUGACGACGGCUCUCUGCUCGGUGUUCAUGCUCAAGAGGUCGCUGUCCGGCGUGCAAUGGCUUGCACUCGUCAUUCUGUUCAUAGGUGUGUCGAUUGUGCAGCUGGAACAGCAGGGAGCGACGACGACGGGCGUCAACCAGCGCCCCCUUGUGGGCCUCCUCGCCGUCGUCGCCGCGUGCGCGACGUCGGGAUUCGCCGGCGUCUACUUUGAGAAGAUCCUGAAGGGCAGCGACGUCUCCAUCUGGGUGCGCAACGUGCAGCUGUGCGUGUUCUCGAUCCCGAUCGGCGUCGUGGUGAUGCUGAUGACGGACGGCGCGGAGGUGCGCGCGCGCGGCCCGCUGCACGGCUUCGGCGUCGUCGUCUGGGUCUCCGUCGCGAUCCAGGCGUUCGGCGGGCUCCUCGUCGCCGUCGUCGUCAAGUACGCCGACAACAUCCUCAAGGGCUUCGCAACGACCGUCUCGAUUGUCAUCUCGUGCGUCGCGUCCGUCUACCUGUUCGACUUCGUCGUCACGGCGACGUUCGCUGUCGGCGCCGUGCUCGUCGUGGCGUCCAUCUUUCUGUACAACAGGACGCCGGGGGCGGCGGCGGCGGUGCCGAAGCUGGAGAUGUCGCCGGUGCCCGGAAGCACGAGCGGCGGGUCGCCAGCAAAGAUGUGAUUCGCGUGCCGAAUGCACGCGCGAAAAUUCACGAGACUUUUCGCGCGAGUCUGUUCUAUUGACCCAUCCGCCAAAUGUGAUUGACAGGUAGAUCUAGGCAAUCACUUUUGCGAUUAGGAGCGUUUUUAAAAUGCCGUUCGUGACAGUGCCGGGAAGUCGACAAUGUGGUCGGGUGAAAUGCAUGCAUAAGCCUUACCUGACAUACUUAGCAAUGAUGUGCAAGAGUGGCAUCGUCACCUCGCUCAAAUGGAUGAGUUAAUAUCAGCCUUAACUAUAGGUGACGUGAGGGAGGGGUAGGACUGUGAAACCUUGCAUGCUAGCGAGUAAUGCUGCGAAGGUUAGCGCAUUCUCGUUUUAAUCAUGUUUUAAAAAUCGGUGCAAGCGUGUGUCGGGUGAACUGUUGCGGAUGCUGUGAUGGUAAACCAUCUUCAGCGACCACGUAAUAGGUUGACCUUGCACAUGCUCG